AUGCUUGUGGAUGUGGCAAAAUUCUGCUUCAUAUUUAUUUUGAUGAUCAGCAGCUUCUCAAUCGGUCUUGCCCAACUUUAUUGGUAUUAUGACCCAUACACACCUGUAUGCUUGGCACCGGAAAAAUGCCGACAGGAGCCUAAUGCUUUCUCCUCGAUAGCGAGUUCCUACCUCACACUGCUGUGGUCGCUUUUCUCGAUUACCAAAAUUGAAGAUACGAAUGUGAUUGAGGAUCACAGACUGACGCAGUUCGUGGGGAGUGCUAUGUUUAUCACCUAUCAUAUGACGUCGAUUAUCGUGCUCCUGAAUAUGCUGAUCGCUAUGAUGUCCCAUUCAUUCCAACGUGUCAAUGAUGCGGCUGAUCUGGAAUGGAAAUUUCAUCGGACGAAAUUAUGGAUGGCUCACUUCGAUGAGGGCUCUUCACUACCACCGCCGUUUAAUAUAAUCAUCACGCCGAAAGCUUUCUACUACUUCAUCUGCUCGAUAUGCAACAUCGCGAGGUGUAUUCGUGGCAAGUAUGUUAGGCGUGUGAAAAGCAGCACUCGUGCGACAAUCAGGGUGUAG
Molecule: messenger RNA, 564 nt
Organism: Gongylonema pulchrum
Lineage: Eukaryota; Metazoa; Nematoda; Chromadorea; Rhabditida; Gongylonematidae
Source: the annotation of a GenBank genome assembly